Messenger RNA from Saccharomyces kudriavzevii IFO 1802, 3771 nucleotides. RefSeq names its product DNA-directed DNA polymerase gamma MIP1 (gene MIP1). Gene Ontology annotation, molecular function: DNA-directed DNA polymerase activity; 3'-5' exonuclease activity; DNA binding. The record is from RefSeq and is a predicted model, not a curated record. Gene Ontology annotation, biological process: mitochondrial DNA replication. The coding region runs from base 1 to 3771 and encodes 1256 amino acids. The transcript has a single exon. Lineage: Eukaryota; Fungi; Ascomycota; Saccharomycetes; Saccharomycetales; Saccharomycetaceae. Gene Ontology annotation, cellular component: gamma DNA polymerase complex; mitochondrion.
AUGGCGAACGUAAUGGUUACGUCUCAAUGGUUGGUGCGAAUGGUGCGGCGGCGGCCGCUGUGUGUGCGGUACUCCACGAAGAGGAGGACCGCAGAAGCAGCAAGAAUUAAUCCUGUGGGGAUACAGUACUUAGGCGAGUCUUUGCAGAGACAGGUGUUUGGGAGUUGUGGUAGUAGGGACGAGACGGGCCAGAGCGACAAGCUGAUGGAGUUGUCGAAGCAGUCGCUCAAGGACCACGGGUUAUGGGGGAAGAAGACGCUCAUCGCGGAGCCGAUAUCGUUUCCCUUGCCGCCGUUGCAGGGUCAGUCGCUGGACGAGCACUUUCAGAAGAUUGGACAAUUUAAUUCAGAGCCCUACAAGAGUUUUUGCCUGCACAAGUUUACGGAGAUGGUGGCACGACCGGCGGAAUGGCUGCGGAAGCCGGGCUGGGUCAAGUAUGUGCCUGGGGCGGCGCCCGUUGAAGUGGCGUACCCAGACGAGGAGCUGGUGGUGUUUGACGUGGAGACACUGUAUAACAUCUCUCACUAUGCGACGCUGGCCACGGCUCUGUCGUCGACGGCAUGGUACCUCUGGUGCUCGCCGUUCAUAUGCGGCGGUGAUGACCCUGCUGCACUUAUACCCAUGAACACGUUGCACAAGGAGCAGGUCGUCAUUGGCCACAAUGUCUCAUAUGAUAGGGCGCGGGUUCUCGAAGAAUACAACUUCAGGGACUCGAAGGCGUUUUUCCUCGAUACUCAAUCGCUGCAUAUCGCAUCAUUUGGGCUGUGUUCACGACAGCGGCCGAUGUUUAUGAAGAAUAACAAGCGAAAGGAGACAGAAGCGGAGGCGGAAGUGGAAGCAGAAGUGCAAUCGGAAAUCUCCAUCGAGGACUACGACGAUCCCUGGCUGAAUGUGGCUGCUUUAAACUCGCUGAAGGAUGUAGCGAAAUUCCACUGCAAGAUUAAUCUGGAUAAAGCUGAUAGAGAUUUUUUCGCUUCCACAGAUAAAUCAACGGUGAUUGAGAAUUUCCAGAAGCUGGUCAACUACUGUGCCACGGACGUAACGGCCACCAGCAAAGUAUUUGAUAAGAUUUUCCCCGUUUUCUUGAAAAAAUGCCCUCAUCCUGUUUCAUUUGCAGGCUUAAAAUCCUUAAGCAAAUGUAUCUUACCCACAAAGUUGAACGACUGGAACAACUACUUAAACAACUCCGAGUCUUUGUACCAACAGUCGAAAGUCGAGAUAGAAUCCAAGAUUGUCCAAAUUAUCAAAGACAUUGUCCUCUUGAAAGACCAACCCGAUGUGUACCUCAAGGACCCCUGGUUGGCGCAACUGGAUUGGACCGCUAAACCUUUGAGAGUGACCAAGAAGGGUAUUCCCGCAAAGGGGCAGAAAUUGCCUGGCUUCCCCGAAUGGUAUAAACAACUUUUCCCUUCAAAGGACACUCUAGAACCGAAGAUUACCAUCAAAUCGAGAAUAAUCCCGAUUUUGUUCAAAUUAUCUUGGGAAAAUUCCCCCGUGAUAUGGUCGAAGGAGUCUGGAUGGUGCUUCAAAGCGCCACAAGACCAGGAAGAUGCCUUCAAGGCAAAAAAUUAUAUCUUGGCAGAUAGUGUAUCCGAAGAGGAAGAGCAACUAAGAAUGCAGAACCAGGGAUCACCUUCCACGGAUGUUCUUUUCAAAGUACCUCACCCUAAUGGGCCGACCUUCAAUUGUACUAAUCUUUUAACAAAGUCAUACAACCAUUUUUUCGAGAAGGGCGUGCUAAAAUCAGAAUCUGAAUUGGCUCACCAAGCUUUGCAAAUCAAUUCUUCAGGCUCAUAUUGGAUGUCAGCACGGGAGAGAAUCCAAUCCCAGUUUGUGGUUCCCAGUUCCAAAGUACCCAAUGAGUUUCUCUCUUUAUCUGCCAAACCAGCUCCAAGUAGUGAUAAGGCGGAUGACCUUGCCAUAAUUAUACCAAAAAUUGUGCCGAUGGGCACCAUUACCAGAAGAGCUGUGGAAAACACAUGGUUAACCGCAUCUAACGCAAAGGCAAAUAGAAUAGGUUCCGAAUUGAAAACCCAAGUUAAAGCUCCUCCAGGUUAUUGCUUUGUUGGGGCAGAUGUGGAUAGUGAGGAAUUAUGGAUCGCGUCCCUAGUUGGUGACUCUAUUUUCAACGUCCAUGGUGGCACCGCUAUUGGUUGGAUGUGUUUGGAGGGGACGAAAAACGAAGGUACAGAUUUGCAUACAAAGACAGCUCAGAUUCUUGGCUGUUCUCGUAAUGAAGCGAAAAUCUUCAAUUAUGGUAGAAUUUAUGGCGCUGGUGCUAAGUUUGCCAGUCAAUUGCUAAAAAGGUUCAACCCGUCUUUGACUGAUGAAGAGACCAAAAAAAUCGCAAAUAAAUUAUACGAAAAUACAAAAGGUAAAACGAAAAGAUCAAAACUAUUCAAAAAAUUCUGGUAUGGUGGUUCUGAGUCAAUCCUCUUCAACAAAUUGGAAAGUAUUGCGGAGCAAGAAAUCCCGAAAACACCAGUUUUAGGAUGUGGUAUUACAUAUUCACUCAUGAAGAAAAACCUGAGAGCAAAUUCAUUUUUACCUUCAAGAAUCAACUGGGCUAUCCAGUCAUCUGGGGUGGAUUAUCUACAUCUUCUGUGCUGCUCCAUGGAGUAUAUCAUCAAGAAAUACAACCUUGACGCAAGACUCUGUAUUUCCAUCCAUGAUGAAAUCAGAUUUUUAGUAAGCGAAAAGGACAAAUAUAGAGCGGCUAUGGCUUUGCAGAUCAGUAAUAUAUGGACAAGAGCUAUGUUUUGUCAACAAAUGGGAAUAAAUGAAUUACCACAAAACUGCGCCUUUUUCUCGCAAGUUGAUAUUGACUCUGUCAUCCGUAAAGAAGUUGACAUGGACUGCAUUACGCCAUCAAACAAGAUUGCAAUUCCUCAUGGAGAGGCCCUUGAUAUUAAUCAGCUAUUGGCUAAGGCAAAUAGUGAACUGGGCCAGCCAGAUCUCAGCAUCGAUAGCAAGGUGUCACAAUACGCUUACAAAUUUAGAGAACCUGUGUUUGAAGAGUACAACAGGACAUACACUCCAGAAUUUUUGAAAUACUUCCUUGCAAUGCAAGUUCAAUCAGAUAAGCGGAUUGUCAACCAGUUAGAAAAGGAAUACUUGCGUGAGUGUACAUCCAAAGAAUACGCUAGGGAUGGAAACACUGCAGAGUACAGUCUGUCAGACUAUAUACAGGAUGUUGAAAAGGGCAAGCGGACUAAGAUUCGUAUUAUGGGAUCCAAUUUUUUAGAUGGUACCAACAAAGCCAAAAUUAACCGACGAGUUAGACCAUCUGCCAAUAUGCUUGAUUAUACUUCACUCCAUAAAAUUGCUAACGGUUCCGCAGUUUCCCAAGAACAACCCGUGAAGGACCGGGAAACAAAGGAAAGGGCAGCAGUUUCAACUGAAGAAAACAGAAAGAAAUUGACUAAAAAGAAGAAAUCUACACCUAUGGAAAGGAAGUACAAAAGAGUGUAUGGUGGCAGAAAGGCAUUUGAAGCGUUCUAUGAAUGCGCGAACAAACCACUGGACUACACUUUGGAAACAGAAAAGCAAUUCUUCAAUAUUCCAAUAGAUGGGGUCAUUGACGACCUCCUCAAUGACAAACCUGACUACAAAAGGAAACCAAUACGAACAAGAGUAACAACUCACAAGGCUGCAAAGGCAGUGUACUCCAAAAAAUCCCCGGCAAGCAAGCCAACCGCUAAAGAAAGAGGUGUGCUUGAAAUGGGAAAGGACAUUACUAUACUUCAGAAUAUUAGCCAAAAACUGCAUUAG